Messenger RNA from Malaclemys terrapin pileata, 1857 nucleotides. Its product is annotated as core histone macro-H2A.2. Gene Ontology annotation, cellular component: nucleosome. Gene Ontology annotation, molecular function: DNA binding; structural constituent of chromatin; protein heterodimerization activity. NCBI's taxonomy places the organism in Eukaryota, Metazoa, Chordata, Testudines, Emydidae. The coding region runs from base 336 to 1763 and encodes 475 amino acids. Gene Ontology annotation, biological process: nucleosome assembly. The record is from RefSeq and is a predicted model, not a curated record. The transcript is spliced from 12 exons.
CGGUUUUGGAAGACAGGAGCCAGCGGGCCUGGCCAGGGAGGCAGCGCGCUGUGUGCGGGCGGCAGGGGCUGUUGCAGGCAAGCUGCAGUGACUCCUCCUAGAGGCGGUAUGUGGAGAAGAAGGAGCCCCCCCUCUCCGUCCCCCUCCAGAGCUGCCGCCGCCAUUGAAACAUACAAUACAAGAGAAAGCUAGCGGCAGGCGAGAGCAGCCCAGGGGAGUCAGCGGCAGCAGGAGCCUCCCGAGGCGGGGAAGGCGGCGGCGACCUCCGGGCAGCUUUGUGUAGGUGCAAGUAAAUAAAAACUUUGUCAGCAAAUUGAAAGGAAUAUAGCAGCAAGAUGUCUGCCCGAAGUGGGAAAAAGAAAAUGUCCAAAAUGUCACGCUCAAGCAGGGCAGGUGUUAUUUUCCCUGUGGGGAGGAUGAUGCGCUACUUGAGGAAAGGAACAUACAAGUACCGGAUAGGUGUUGGAGCGCCAGUCUACAUGGCAGCUGUCAUAGAAUACCUAGCAGCUGAAAUACUAGAGCUAGCAGGGAAUGCAGCAAGAGACAACAAAAAGGGAAGAAUUGCCCCCAGACACAUCCUCCUGGCAGUUGCCAAUGAUGAGGAACUGAACCAGUUGCUAAAAGGAGUGACCAUUGCAAGUGGAGGGGUCCUGCCCAGAAUUCAACCAGAGCUUCUUGCAAAAAAACGAGGUGCCAAAGGCAAAUCUGAAACUAUCCUUUCCCCAUCUCCUGAAAAGAGAGGGAGGAAAUCCUUGGUGAGCAAGAAGAGUGGAAAGAAAGCAAAGGCUACCAAAGCCCGGGCACCCAAAAAGAGCAAGCAGAAGGAGAAUGAAAAAGAGGGGGCCUCAAAUUCAACAUCUGAGGAUGGACCUGGGGACGGAUUCACCAUCCUGUCUUCUAAGAGCCUCGUUCCAGGACAGAAGCUUUCUCUGACACAAAGUGACGUCAGCCAUAUUGGCUCCAUGAAAGUAGAAGGCAUUGUUCACCCAACAACUGCUGAAAUAGACCUCAAGGAGGAAAUAGGCAAGGCCUUGGAAAAGGCUGGAGGGAAAGAAUUUUUAGAAACAGUAAAGGAGCUCCGCAAAUCACAAGGACCUUUGGAAGUUGCUGAAGCUGCCCUCAGCCAGUCCAGUGGACUAGCAGCAAAGUUUGUGAUCCAUUGUCACAUCCCACAGUGGGGUUCAGACAAAUGUGAAGAGCAACUUGAGGAAACUAUUAAGAAUUGCUUAACAGCUGCAGAAGACAAAAAAUUGAAGUCCGUGGCUUUUCCACCUCUCCCCAGUGGCAGCACCAGAAAUUAUGGGAUGGGCACCCUGGCUCCAAAGUUCUGGCAGACAACUGUGGAGAAUCUUCUUUCUGAGGGCUCAGACCGUCUUAGCUUUAAGACUGCCGAUAUGCUCCACACGUGGAAAGAUUCCCAAAUCACACUUCACUAUCUUAGGGUUCAUACACCUGGUGCCAAGAGAAAAGAGUUCCUGAGUUCCCACCCAAGAGCUGUGCUGCAAUCUUUAUUUAAAUGGACUCUGAGCACCCACCUCCACGCAUCAGAUCACUACUUGGAAGUCAACAAGAAUGGAAUAUACAUGGACAAGCAUUCGAAGAAGAAAAGUUACUUACCUUUACAGCAUGAGAACAUGCAGGGCACAGGCGCAGCCCCCACAGACACUGCUGGCCAAGACACCAAUCUCACCUGCAUAGGGAGCAUGCACACCAAGAGUGGAAUAUAUAUGGACAAACCAUCUCAAAUGAACUUCAGUUACUGAAAAAGAAACUGCUUCCCAAAACAGACCGCAGCCCAGGUGACUCUCAAAGCCAUUUCCACCCAUUUUGAUGACACUAGUUCUUCCUCCUUGAAGA